GUGUAUUUUUUAUGUUUGAUGUUUUGACAAGUUUAUGUAUGGUUAAUGUAAAAUUAUAAAUUGUAUUUUAAUAUUAGGCAUGACAAAUUAUUAAAGUAUCAGUAUUUUAUUAUUUCAAAUGUAAACAAUUAAAUGUGUAACGAUGUUGAAUGCCGUACCAAAGGAAUUUAGAAAUUAUUCGAAAAAUUGCCAAAGUUUGGGAAGGAUAUUGCGGGAUACUCGUUGUGCUUUGGAUGAUAUUAGUAGCAAUUUACAGUUAGGAAGAGAGAUUAAAGAAGAUUUGUUGAAUCAAGAUGUAAUCGAUAAAUUUAAAAAUAAGCUAGAUACAACACCAACACUGAUGGUUUUUGGCCAGAACUGUCAUGCUAAAGCCUUAUUCGUCAACAGUUUACUAAAUGAGAUUAUUCUACCGUUGUUUAGCACCCAGUGGCGUUAUAUCACUUUUAAAUAUAGACAGUCAAGGAAUAUCCGUUUAACGUGGGGUCAUGAAUAUGAAAUUGUUGAAAAAUUGAAAGCACAUGAGAACCCAUGGGUUACUAUACCAGAAGAAGAUUUACAAAGGACGGGUGAUGAUGUUUGUGCUUCACUAGAAGUAGAAAUUGAUCACCCUCUUCUAAAAGACAACGCUAAUAUUAUGGUCCCUCCAGAUUGUCAUAUUGAUCAUUUACCAGAAAUUCUCAAUAAGUAUAUGAGCAACACCUUACCUGUGAUAAUAUAUGCUGUGUCCGAAGAUAUCCUCAGUGAUUCUAAUAUUCAAGAAAUUCGUAAAUUGAAAGAGAUUUUUAAUUCGCCUUUUUUAUUUGUUACUGUUUCAAAUAUUGAACCUUCACAAAGUACUGAUUCUUUAACUGAGUCUGAACAACACUUGGUUGAACGCAAUGGUGGUCAACAUUAUUUACAACAAAUGCAGAAUUUACGUGAUCAGUUAAUAAGAUUAGGAUAUUUAAAUGAUGCAGAUAACACAAAGACUGAUGAAUUAAUAAAAAGAAAAUCGUAUUGUUUGGACUGUUCUUUGUAUAACACCCUCAUAUGUGAUAAACAGAUGAACGAAGAUUUUGUAGUGUUCAUUCAUGAGGUUUUAAAGUCGAGUAUUUUGAAACUUGCUGCCUUACUUAGCGAGAUCCAUAGUCAGUGCUUACGACGAUUUAUUUUGUCGGCGUUCGAUAUGGCACGCGAAAUUCAAAUAACCCCAAGACGUAUUCGCUAUGCCCAAGACAUAGAACUUCAGUUGUACAAAAAACUAAUGAAAAUGUCAAGUGAACAGCAAGAAGAAAUCACGGGAAUCAUCCAACGGACUUUACAAGAUAUGAGAUCAAACGUUAGUGAGGUUCUUCAGGGAUAUAACAAAAACGACGACCACCAAUCGACGAAAGUGGCAACUCUAGAAAUCCAACAGUUAGUUUUGAAACGACUGCGUAACUCCGUCGCUACUCAAAUCGUCCAAUCAGUUGGUUGCCUGCAAGAAAGUUUCACCGGAACCCUACAAAGAUGUCUAGAAAGUCUUGAAAAAAACUGCCACGAUUUAGAAGGCAACUUGUCGGCCUCCGACGCCGUCAAACAAAUUCUGAGUGCCGCCUACAGUAUCGACCUAAACUCAUCAACAUCAUUUUCCAUAGUUCAUACCUUUAUGGAUCGUCUAAGAACCAUAUUAGCCAACUUCAUACUGCCAUGGUCAUCAUCUCAAGUCCAGUGUGGCGUACAGUGGCAACUCCAGGUUGUAACAAACAUAAUCGACUCUUUAAGUGCGUCAAAAUUAGCAAAAACCAUUUCAACUCAGUUUCAAGAACACGUAAAGCUGUCGCACGAGGCGUUCCAGAGCGCUAUUCGCUCUCUCGAAAACCAGCUCUCAGGUCAGUUGGAACAAACCGAAGAGCAGCGGAUUUUGAUUCGUAAAAGGCACGCCCCAAGGUUCGCACGUUUGGCGUUAGAAAGCACGUCUUUGUGCGAUUUGGUUGUCUGGGGGAUGCCUAAACAAAUCCGCGAGAUUGGGCGGGGACAGUAUGGGGUUGUGUCGUCUUGUGAGCCGUGGGCGGAAAUAGAUCCUUGCGCGUUCAAAUCGGUGGUGCCUCCGGACGACAGACACUGGAAUGACCUUGCGAUGGAGUUCUACUACACUAGAACUAUUUCCGAGCAUCCACGAAUCGUGAAACUGAGAGGGUCUGUGAUAGAUUACACGUACGGAGGUGGUAGUUCUCCAGCGGUUCUUCUUAUUAUGGAGAGGAUGACCCGGGACCUACACUGUGGACUCCGUAACGGGUUAUCGUGGGUGAAGAGGUUGAGGAUUGCGAUCGACGUGGUGGAAGGCAUCCGGUAUUUACACUCUCAGGGGUUGGUCCACAGGGACAUCAAACUCAAGAACGUUCUACUCGAUAGUGAUGAUCGAGCGAAGCUGACGGAUUUCGGGUUUUGUAUUCCUGAAGCUAUGAUGUCAGGGAGCGUUGUGGGGACUCCGGUUCAUAUGGCACCAGAGCUACUUUCAGGUCGUUACGAUUCCAGCGUGGACGUUUACGCUUUUGGGAUUUUGUUCUGGUAUAUUUGUGCUGGACAAGUGAAGUUGCCCAAUCAUUUUGAUCAGUUUCAAAACAAGGAGCAACUGUGGAGUAGUGUGCGGAAAGGUAUAAGACCUGAAUGUUUGGCGCAGUUUAAUCAAGCUUGUUGGAAUCUUAUGGAACAGUGUUGGUCUGCAGAACCAGCGGACAGACCGUUACUGGGAUAUGUACAACCCCAGCUUGAAGCGAUUUACAAUAGUGCUAAAUCUGAAUCUUCAGGCAAGUUAUCCAGUUGUAGUUAUAGUCCUCCAUAUGAGUGCUCCUUUACUAAUGUCCAUGAAGAUUACUAUUACAACAAUUAUGCAUAUUUUAGAGAGUAUUAGGUUUAGUGUUUAGAUUCAUGUUGUUUUUAGACGUGUGUUUGACAUUCGUUCAUUA
Zophobas morio is the source of this 2927-nucleotide messenger RNA. RefSeq names its product dual serine/threonine and tyrosine protein kinase-like. Gene Ontology annotation, cellular component: cytoplasm. The transcript is spliced from 11 exons. Gene Ontology annotation, molecular function: protein kinase activity; ATP binding. The coding region runs from base 143 to 2872 and encodes 909 amino acids. NCBI's taxonomy places the organism in Eukaryota, Metazoa, Arthropoda, Insecta, Coleoptera, Tenebrionidae. The record is from RefSeq and is a predicted model, not a curated record. Gene Ontology annotation, biological process: protein phosphorylation; positive regulation of fibroblast growth factor receptor signaling pathway; negative regulation of apoptotic process.